Messenger RNA from Torulaspora delbrueckii, 1572 nucleotides. RefSeq names its product lysine--tRNA ligase MSK1 (gene MSK1). The transcript has a single exon. Lineage: Eukaryota; Fungi; Ascomycota; Saccharomycetes; Saccharomycetales; Saccharomycetaceae. Gene Ontology annotation, cellular component: mitochondrion; cytoplasm. Bases 1 to 1572 code for a protein of 523 amino acids. Gene Ontology annotation, biological process: mitochondrial lysyl-tRNA aminoacylation. The record is from RefSeq and is a predicted model, not a curated record. Gene Ontology annotation, molecular function: tRNA binding; lysine-tRNA ligase activity; ATP binding.
AUGUUGCGUCGGUUGCUAGUUCGUUGUCAUCAUACGGUUAUUGAUGCCAGUAGGCUUGAGUUUACUCAGAGGAAUAAUGUUAUAGAGAAGAAUUUGGGUCAAUUUUAUCCAUCUCUUUCGGCGCUUCCUUUAUCGAAGAAUCCAGUCUCGAUCCAACAAUUUCUAGCCAAAUAUUCUCAUGUGGAUGCAGAUGAUCCCGAAUCGAGCUGUAGUGUCAAUGGUAGAAUUAAGAAUAUCCGGUUCUCGGGUAAGAAGAUUUGUUUCGUUGAUCUUUAUGAUAAUUGUGGUGAAAAAUCACUACAACUGAUCAUUAAUUUUAAAAAAGUGGACUCUGAUGAUCAGGAAUCGUUCGAAUCUGAUCUUCGUUUUCUCAAGAUUGGUGACUAUGUUGAGGGUAUAGGGUAUCCUGGGGUUUCUCAGCGACAAAAGACUCUUUCGCUAAAGUGUACUCAGCUGCCGCGUAUUUUGUCAUGUGCUCAAAUGCCUCUGCCGCCCAGACUAAGCGAUUCAUCCAAGAUCAACCAAAAUCGGGUUGUCGAUUAUCAAGUGAACGGUGUGCAAACAUUGGUUCUACGGCACAGUAUUAUCCGUUCGAUUCGUAAAUUUCUCGACAACAGCCAGUUUGUGGAAGUUGAGACUCCUAUCUUGUCAUCGCAGAGUAAUGGAGCUGCUGCAGAGCCUUUCACAACGCGCUCUACCGCUCUGCCCGAGGGUUCCAAUCGUUUGGAGCUCAGAGUCGCCCCGGAACUGUGGUUGAAACGGCUGGUUGUUGGUGGACUUGAUAAAGUCUAUGAAAUUGGUAAAGUGUUUCGUAAUGAGGGUGUCGAUGCAGUGCACAACCCUGAAUUUACCACACUGGAAUUUUAUAAGAGCUUUACUUCCAUGGAACAACUGAUCGCGUUGUCAGAACAAUUAUUAAAGAGUAUUCUUCUCGAUCUGCGUCCACUGCACUCUAACGAAAUCAUCGAAGCGCUGAUCGCAGAAUUACAGCAAACCGAGUGGAAAUUUAAUAGAGUCGAGUUCAUACCGACGUUAUCGCAAGAACUCAACUUCGAUUUGACAACCAUAGAUCUCAACGAUCCAAGUGCCCUUUAUGCGAUCUUGCCAAAGGACUUGGGGUUACCACCAAAUCUGUCACCACAGCAAAUCCUCAAUAAACUGGCAUCCAUUUACAUCGAAGAGCGUUAUUGUAACUCUUUGCUGCCAACUUUGAUUUACCACCACCCAGCGGUAAUGUCACCUUUGGCUAAAACUCAUCCUCAGGAUCCUACUGUUACGAAAAGAUUCGAGAUAUUUAUCCGAGGCAGGGAGUAUAUAAACGCGUACGAGGAAGAAAACUGCCCACAGUUGCAGUUGGCGAAGUUCCAACAACAAAACAUGGCUAAUCAGCUUUAUAAGGACAAAGAAUCUCUCAGCGUCGAUCAAAAGUACGUAGACGCUAUGAAAUGGGGAAUGCCACCGGUAGGUGGAUUCGGUCUCGGUAUUGAUAGACUGUGCAUGUUGCUACUCAAUAAAGACCGCUUAGAAGAGGUUCUUUCCUUCGGUUGCCUCGAUGAUGUAAAUAGACAAUGA